This is a messenger RNA of Cylindrotheca closterium, 972 nucleotides long. NCBI's taxonomy places the organism in Eukaryota, Bacillariophyta, Bacillariophyceae, Bacillariales, Bacillariaceae. The record is from the annotation of a GenBank genome assembly.
AUGAAGGUGUUCGUUUCCCCAUUGGUCUGUCACUUGACACUUUUUCCAACGUCACCCUUGUUUGGCGUGUCACCAUCACCAAGAACACCAUCAACACCAUUUCCAAUCGUCACAACACCGUCUAGAAGAAGCAACACUCGGCUCUUCAUGGGUGACAUUUUUUCCAGCAAUGGUGAUGAUGCAACUCCGCGGCCCACGUCGCCAACCGACCAAAAUAAUUCAAACUCAAAUUCUGCUUCUGCUGAUUCCUCAAAUACGAAUAUGAAUUCAGUCCCAUUAUCCCAAUUGUUGCCUCCUUUGAAAGCCAACAGUCGUCGAAUCUACUUGAUUCGUCAUGGGGAAACCGAUUGGAAUAAGGAAGGAAAGAUCCAAGGAGGAGGCUAUGACAUUCCCUUGAAUGCCAAUGGCCAAUCGCAGGCCAAAGCCGUUGCAAAAGCUUUGCAAGAGAUUCCUUUGACGGUGAUUCUGUCUUCCACACUGAGUCGUGCCAAAGAAACGGCCGACAUUCUAUGGCAAGAGCAUCCCAACUGUCAAAGGGAACUCGAUGGUGGACUGAAGGAAAUGGGGUUUGGCGAGUUUGAAGGCUUGGCCAUUCACAGUCCGGAGCUGCCAGAAGAAACUAAGGCUAGAUUCAAGACGAUUGGUCGCCAAGUCAAUGGAAAUCCAGAGAUGCGGUUUCCGGGAGGAGGAGAAUCUUCCAACAUGGUCCAAGAAAGAGCUUGCAAGGCCAUUGACACAGUGUUGCAAAAGUACCCAUCCGCAACGGAUCAUCCACACAUUGCCGUGGUGUCACAUGGCCGCACCAAUAAAGUACUGAUUGCUUCGAUUGUCUAUGGAGAUGUCCAAAAGUUUCCAACCAUUAAACAAAAGAACACCGCCAUUAAUGUGUUGGAUGUGGACGAGGACGGGAAUUGGGAUAUUCGUGUAUUGGAUUACAUUGAUCAUGUCAAGGACAAUGUCAUAAUACGGUAG